This is a messenger RNA of Lasiodiplodia theobromae, 1875 nucleotides long. RefSeq lists its product as uncharacterized. The record is from RefSeq and is a predicted model, not a curated record. The coding region runs from base 1 to 1875 and encodes 624 amino acids. NCBI's taxonomy places the organism in Eukaryota, Fungi, Ascomycota, Dothideomycetes, Botryosphaeriales, Botryosphaeriaceae. The transcript is spliced from 3 exons.
AUGCCAGAGUAUCUUCCGCUCCCGUUGGAUGGCCUUGAACAGGGCCCGAAAAAGGCCAAAAUAGUGCAGGGGUGGCCAGAUGGACCUAAGCGCUUGCAGUCCUCGUACAGGAACUUCUUUUGGGACAACUUUGGCAACUUUCUGGCCAUCCUCUUCUCUCUAUUUGUUAUGGUAUACGCUGGCCUCGUGCGGCAUUUUGAUUCUGUCAGGCUUGAAGACCUACCGUAUGAUUUCCUCAGAGAGGUCGCCAAUCUGGGGCCCUCCGUGUUUCCCAUAGCUUUUGCUGCUGUGGUCGCAAAAAAUCUGCGAACUAUCUCGCUUUGGCAGCUGGAGAAAGGGCAAGGAGUUGGUGUUUUAGAUCAACUCCUCGGCAGCACUUCCGUCCUCAGCACAAUCAUCACGCAGUUCCAACUGAGGGCGUACGGGCCCGUAGGGAUCAGUUUGAUAUUCCUUUGGAUAAUCUCACCACUUGGCGGUCAAGCAACGCUCCGGAUCCUGGACCUGAAGCACCAAGUCGACAACACGUCGAUAUCGAUCAACUACCCGACGAUGAACUACACCGCCGCCUUCGACCCCGGAUACGCGUCCGACAGCUACGCCCUCUCUUCCAAAACGACCUUCUUCACCGCCGCGAUCAUGAGCCCCGCCUCGGUCAAAAACUCCAGCGUCGACCUCUGGGGCAACGUCAAGAUCCCCUCUCUCGAAGCCCUCCUACUCACCAGCGCCGAUGCCCCCGCCGACCCCGCCUCCUGGAUCACCGUCCCGCCCAACGCCUCCUACUCCUCGCUCGUCGGCAUCCCGCUCGGCAACGUCCCGCGGCUGUCCGGCGCGAGCAUGUACGUCGAGCUCAACACAUCCUACUGGACCGUCGCAUGCCAAAACCUCACUACGCAGCCGCGCUUCACCGCGCUACGCGACAACGACGCGUGGUUCGGGCCGCCGAUCGACGAGUUCCCGGGGGCGACGAGCGUGGUGGCGACGGGCAAGCAGGCGGGGACGCGGCAGCGGCUGCUAUACGAGAGUCGGACGGGCAACUGCACCGAGGGCGAGGCGGGCUGCGUGCUGCACGCCGAGUGCACGUACGCGCCGACGUUCCUGGCCGUCGGGGUCAACUGCACCGAGGAGACGGUCUCGGUGCUGCGUAUACGGAACGCUAGCAGUAGCGACGACGCGUUGACGGCGGCGCAGCGCGACGCGCGUGCUAACCUCGUCGGCGAGAACCUCUGGCUCUUCGCAAAGUUCUUCACGACGGCCUUCAACUCGCCCAACCCGCUCAGCAGCCUGCAGUACUACCUGCAGGACCCGGACCGGCCGUGGAGCGCCGACGACAACGGCACGACGGCGCUCCGUACUGCCGAGGACGUGCCGCCCGCCGUCUUCGCGUUCCGCCUCGAGCAGCUGAUGAACAGCUUGUGGGCGUCGCUGAUCAUGGACUAUUUGCUACCCGUCGGGCGUGUUGCUGACCUGGCCGCCCACACGGAUCAGGUCGGCAACCGCACUGCUGAGAUCGCCGUCAGCCGCGACGCGACGGUGCAGGCCGGCUACCAGGCGCUGCGCUGCGACCUCGGCUGGCUGGUCGUCGUGUUCGUGGCGGCGCUCGUCGUCUUCGCCGUCAGUGCGGCGGGCAUCGUGCUGGGCUUCGUGACGACGGUGCCGGAGCUGCGGAUGAAUGCGUCGACGAUGGUGCGGUUGAGUCCGUAUGCGGGCGAGGUGUUGGCGGCGGGCGGGACGACGCUGGGGGACGGCGAGAGGGGCAGGUUGCUGAAGGGAGUCAGGGUGAGGUUGGGGGAUGUGCAGCCGGAUGAGCAGGUGGGGAGGAUCUCGGUGGCUGCGAAACCGGUCGUUGGAACCAUCUCCUUGAAGCACUAUUCGUGA